Molecule: messenger RNA, 564 nt
Organism: Cooperia oncophora
Lineage: Eukaryota; Metazoa; Nematoda; Chromadorea; Rhabditida; Trichostrongylidae
Source: the annotation of a GenBank genome assembly
AUGGCUAGUAAUAAACGGCACAUUAAGAAAGGGACGAAUUGGGUCAUGAAGCAUGCCUUACGUGAACUAGCCAUAAAACGCUGUAUUGAGGCCGUAUACACAGGGGGUGUUGUCGAAUGGAGUGCAGAUGGCAACACAUUGUACUCCACAUGCUCGAAUGUUGUCAAAGUGAUCAAUCUAGACAAAGAUCUUUCAAGCUACACUAUUGGCGAUCCUGACGAAAGUCUUCGCAUAACUUGCAUAUGUCUAGAUAAAAGUCGCUCCAGGCUUAUCGUUGCGUAUAAUAAUCAAGUCAUCCGAGAGUUCACGGUCUCUGAUGAAACACCUGCACUUGCUCGUACUUGGAAGACUAUGCACACUGCUCCUAUUCUGUGUAUGAAAAUGAACAGUGAUGGCACGUUGUUAGCGACAGGCUCGGCAGAUCAUACCGUAAAGGUAUGGGACAUGGUUCUUACAGCACUGCACCCACACAUUGAAGGGUGUUGGCGUAGUUUCAGCGCUAUCGUUUAUUCACAGCAGCCGUUUAUUGGUUGGAUAUCUAGAGGGACAAGUUUGCAUGUUUGA